Molecule: messenger RNA, 1510 nt
Organism: Prorocentrum cordatum
Lineage: Eukaryota; Dinophyceae; Prorocentrales; Prorocentraceae
Source: the annotation of a GenBank genome assembly
GGGCUGGGAAACGUGGUCUUCCGUGAUCAUUGUGGCUCUAGGUCUCUCGUGUGUGUGUGUGUGUGUGUGAAUCUCCUCACGGUAUAUUUCCACGGUGUAGUCACCAACGUGAGAGGCACCUGGCUCUGCCAUUGGGUGGCGCCGCAGCCUCUGCAUUGCCAUUGCACGGGCUCGGCGGCGGAGCCUGAUCUCAUCGAGUUGCUGCAGUCGCAGCUCAACAGGUGCGGGCCCUCGGACCUCGCGCUCGUCUGCGCGGCCAGCGCCUGGCUGGGGAACGGGCGACGUGCUGCUCGCUGGCCUGGUGGGACUGAUCGUCGGCGCGGAGUGUACCACCUGCUGGGCAGGCGUGGGCCUGCCGGUGCGACGGGUGGGGGCCGCGCCUUGGACAGCGUACAGCGGGGGCAUAGUCGAGACGCCCGGGCCCAUCGUCACGCAGAUUGCGGACUCGGCCCCUCCAGGGUCUGUGAAGGGCAAGGGCAAGCUCGGGGUGACCGUGCAGGCCUAGCACGGCCUUCCUUGAGCCUGGCUCUUCAGCUUUUCUGUUCUAUGUAGGGGACGACCUGUACCAUGAGCGCAUCAUCCUGAGCUGGGUGUCUGCGAACGAGUACGUGGUGGACUCCCCCGAUUUAGAUUUUUGUAUUGAACAGAUCGACGCCGCCAAUGCCGGGUUGCAGGGUCUACGGCUGGGCGGUGCCGACGGGCGGCUUCCCUUCGGCAAGGCUGGCAUGCAGGUAUACCGAUUCCAGGUGCGCCCAGCGGGCAUGGACUUGAUGCAGCUCCUGGCCGAGGGCGAACGCCACGCGCAGGUCGAGAGGGCCUCGCGAGGGCUGGCCGCGCCGCGUGGGGACAUUGCUCGCGCUGGCCCGGGGGGGGUGGCCCCUGCGGCCGUCUUGACGCCGCUGCCUGUGGUGGCGCCCCCUGCCCCCGGCGCGGCCGCGGAGCUGCUUCCGCUUCGCCUGGUGGGGCCUGCUGGGGCGUGGGUGCUGGACGAACCCGUGGAUGCUUUCGUGCUGGGGGAGGAGGUGCCGCUGUCGCCGACGGCCCUGGACAUCGGGGGCCGUGCCUUUGUGACCGUGUACGGCGAGAUCGUGUCUCUCACCGAGGUCGCGCCUGGCACGGACCUCGCCGCCUGGGGCCUGGGCCACCCGCCGCUGCUGCCGAAGGGCGUUCCGCGCCUGCUGCCGCGGCCGUGCACCCCGACGCCCGUGGCCUUCUCCGCCGACGCGGCCCUGGGCGUGCGCGACCCCAGCGUGCCCCUGUGCACCAAGGGCCCCGGGACGUUGCAGGACUCGGUGUACGAGAUGUGCUUGCGCCCCCUCGACGGCUUUACCGCAGCCCGCGACAGGUGGCUGAUGGAGUCGAACCCAGAGGAUCCCUGUAGCUUGAUUUAAGCUUAUCAUAAAUUUGCUUAUUAUGUACGAAUUUGCUUGAUAUGGGCCAGAACCAGGUUUCGCUUUUGACCGCGUACAUCGCGCUUGCAUAUAGAGGGCUUGCCUAGGUGACUACGAAC